Exophiala spinifera is the source of this 2226-nucleotide messenger RNA. RefSeq lists its product as uncharacterized. The record is from RefSeq and is a predicted model, not a curated record. NCBI's taxonomy places the organism in Eukaryota, Fungi, Ascomycota, Eurotiomycetes, Chaetothyriales, Herpotrichiellaceae. Gene Ontology annotation, molecular function: protein binding. The transcript has 2 exons. Bases 1 to 2226 code for a protein of 741 amino acids.
AUGGCAGUGAGCCUGGGGACCGCUCAUGGAUGGACCGUCAACGACAAUGUUGCUCAGACUCCAGCUCCGGCCACCGCUACCACCACUACUCAACUCGAAGCGCGCGAAGGCCCCGCUCCUAAUCAGUGGCAAGCGGUGAAGGAGGAAAUCCGGGUUCUGUACGAAAAGAAGCCCUUGAGAGAUGUCAGGAGGAUCUUGGAGCAACGACAUGGAUUUCGCGCGACAGAGCGCAUGUAUAAAGCUCGUCUUGCACAGUGGGGGUUCAGCAAAAACUACUCCGACAAGGACUAUCAAAUAUGUGCAGUGUUACACCACGCCCGACAGAAACUCGGUAAGCGAAGAACAGCUUUCAUGAUACAUGGCCACAAAAGGUCUGUAAAGGAUUUGCACAAGUACAUCAAGGGCCGGAAGAUGUCUGAGGAUGCCUUUCUCGCUACUGCGCUCAAGAAUGUCAACCUCGAUAGUGGUGCCGAUGACGAUCAGGCUCAAUACGCCCACGUGCGCGCCUACACUCCACCACCCGGCGGAUCCAACAUUUCAAAGACAGGAAUUGACGGAGAUGAAUCGACAUCUUCACCGGCUCACCUGCAGUCCUAUGGUGCUGGCAAACAGUCAUCUCCACGACAGGACCCCUUGUCGAGACCAGGCUCGGGCUCUUUCUCAAUACGGCGCGAUUCACAAUCUCGAAGGCAGGCAACUUCGCCGGUAUCAGCGCUGAUUUUCCCAAAGUCAACGACACAGCUGACGCCGACUAUGCAGCAACCUCAUAUUCCACUAUUCUCACCGAGUAGGAAUGGUUCUUCUGUCACAUGGCCGUCCCCAUCCAAUCCCCCUCUGUCAACCUCACCACUAGAGGGGUCCUUCACCUCAGCAGUACCGUCUUAUCAAUCUGGCCAGGGUCCUCAACUCGACAGGCACGGUGAUCACAGUAUCCACGGUGGAUCCGCCUACAGCAGUCCAUGUCAACAGCUGGGUAGAGAAGUGGAAUACAUGGCUCUGCAGGUGAUCGAUGCACCGUCACUCAGAUCUCUUUGCGGGCACGACGACAUUUCUUCUUGGCGACUCUUGAGCGAUAGCUCGUCCGAAGCGGGAGAGUACGAACAUAUUUGUAAGGGUUGCUAUGAACCUAGUCGAACGCAUUUUGUCAGUCUGCCAAAUCUCGAGCUACCACAUCAGUCACGCAGCAUAUUGAACGAGGGUACGGCUGGCGGGGAUAGUACGAUCUCUGUCCCUGCGUCUUCUCGUGAUCACCAGCAUUCUUGGAGAUGGGUUGCGCGCUGUUUUGCGGCAUGUAUCUACCUCAGCAGGGGUGACAAGGAGCUCUCAGAACGGAGUUUGGCGGACGCCAGAACCGAAUUUGAGCGAAUGUUGAGGCCAGUCCAGGACCCCAAGGUGGUGCUCGCCUUGAACCAGACGCUCCAGAUCCUUCAUAUGCACGAUCAAGGCGAAAUUACUCAAGAGAUUAUGAAAUCGGCUUACGACGUGGCAACACGUGUACUAGGACCCGACGAUCCAUUGACAAUUGUGACACGCUGGAUGGUAUACGUCGCAGCUUUGCAGAUGCGCAAUCGAGAAGACAUCACGAGCGCGACGCUGCAUGGAGUCUACGGCCAUUAUCUGCGGCUUCACGGCGCCGAGGAUCCGAGGUGCAUAGCUGCAUUAUACUGCUACGGAUACAUGCUUAACGUCGAACGGCGGCUGGAGCAAGCGGAGCAGGUUCUGCGGGACGCCUACACCAUCUCGUGUGCAAACUUGGGUCCGAGACAUCUGCAGAGCUUGUCCGCUCUGACGAACAUGGCCCGGUGUCUGGAGCGUCAGGGCAAACUGGAUCAAGCAAUAGCGAUGGCGGAACGAGUCAUUGACGACUCACGAGACACGUUGGGCCAAACUCAUCCUCGACGGCUUGAGACGAUACGCUUAUUGGGGACUUUUCUCGAGCAGCGAGGAGAGUUGGCCCAAGCAGAAAAACUCUACUGGGAAGUCCUGGAGGGCCGGAUCAAGAUGCUGGGUGUAAAUCACCGGUUCACACUUGGGAUGAAGAUCGAUCUUGAGGAGGUACUGAAGAAAUUGGGCAAGUGGGGCGCCGGUCCGGAAGGACAGAGCGAGGCUCAGACACGGAUCCAGGAUCUAUUCGAAUGGAAUCCCUGGGAGAUAACAACAGAGGAUGCUGGAGGGAGUGACGGGGAUCUAAGCGAUGGCGUGGGGAGCGACCAUGAUGCAUUCUGA